Nannospalax galili (Upper Galilee mountains blind mole rat) is the source of this 573-nucleotide messenger RNA. RefSeq names its product keratin-associated protein 13-1-like. The transcript has a single exon. The coding region runs from base 46 to 573 and encodes 175 amino acids. NCBI's taxonomy places the organism in Eukaryota, Metazoa, Chordata, Mammalia, Rodentia, Spalacidae. The record is from RefSeq and is a predicted model, not a curated record.
GAAUCUUCUCAUUCACAUCCAGCAGAGCUCACAUCACCUUUCAACAUGUCCUACAACUGCUGCUCUGGAAACUUCUCCUCCUCUUCCCUUAGGUGUUACCAGCCCUCUUCAGGUUCCUCCUGUGGCUCUUCGUACCCCAGCAACUUGGUCUACAGCACCACGAGCUACUCUCCCAACACCUGUCAGCUAGACUCCACUCUCGACAGUGGCUGUCAGGAGACCUGCAUUCAGCCCACCAGCUGCCAGAGGUCCUAUGUGGUGUCCAGUCCCUGCCAAACCAACUGCUACUACCGAAGGAGCUCCAGAUAUUGCAGCCCUUGCCAUCCGUCUUACUCUGGAUCUCUAGGCUUUGGAUCCAGCACCUGCCAUUAUGGGGGCUAUGGAUCUAGAAGCUUCUACUCAGGGGGCUGUGGAUCAAGUGGUUACAGAUCCCCGAAGUAUGGAGUCUCUUGCUUCCCCACCCUGAGCUGUGGCUCCAGAUUCUACUACCCAACUUAUUUUACUUCUAGAACCUGCCAACCUUCUUGUUACAUUCCAAGUUAUGGAUGUGGCCUUUAUGGAUUCAGGUCUUAA